This is a messenger RNA of Nothobranchius furzeri (turquoise killifish), 992 nucleotides long. RefSeq names its product MRT4 homolog, ribosome maturation factor (gene mrto4). The record is from RefSeq and is a predicted model, not a curated record. Gene Ontology annotation, biological process: ribosomal large subunit assembly; ribosomal large subunit biogenesis; rRNA processing. Gene Ontology annotation, molecular function: RNA binding. NCBI's taxonomy places the organism in Eukaryota, Metazoa, Chordata, Actinopteri, Cyprinodontiformes, Nothobranchiidae. Gene Ontology annotation, cellular component: nucleolus; preribosome, large subunit precursor.
GCGCUCUGGGACUGCCUUCACUGAACAGAAACAUUUGGGGUCCUUUUUCUUUCACGUGUGCGCCUGCUGUGGGUAACCAUGCCGAAGUCAAAGAGAGACAAGAAAAUUUCCUUAACUAAAACCACCAAGAAGGGCUUAGAAUCAAAGCAGAAGUUAAUCGAGGAGCUACGGAAAUGUGUGGACACCUACAGAUACUUGUUUAUAUUUUCAGUUGAAAAUAUGAGGAAUAACAAGCUUAAAGACAUCAGGACAGCAUGGAAACACAGCAGGUUCUUCUUCGGCAAAAACAAAGUCAUGAUUGUCGCUUUGGGAAAAGGACAAACCGAUGAAUACAAAGAUAAUUUGCAUAAGGUCAGCAAGUAUCUGUGUGGAGAGGUCGGCGUGCUUUUCACAAACAAAACAAAAGACGAAGUACAAGAGUACUUCGAUCAUUUCAAAGAGAUGGACUAUGCUCGUGCAGGCAACCAGGCUAAGAUGGACAUAACACUGGAAGAGGGUCCUCUUGAUCAGUUUCCUCACUCAAUGGAGCCUCAGCUCAGACAGCUGGGGCUUCCCACGGCUCUAAAGAAAGGAGUGGUCACGCUGCUGAAAGACCAUGAUGUCUGCAAAGAAGGAGACAUUCUAACUCCUGAACAGGCUCGUGUUCUGAAACUCUUUGCCAUGGAGAUGGCAGAGUUCAAAGUGCAGAUCAAGUGUGUGUGGAACUCGGAGACGAGUGAGUUUGAAAACUUGGCCGGGGAGGAAAAGCCUGCACAGGAGGAAGAUGAGGAUGAGGAGGAUGAUGAUGUGUAAAACGUCUGAAGAGGACGUCACUUCUGCAGCAAAUGGACUUUUAGUUUAGCUCCUGUCACAAUGUUCUAAUUUGUUUUAUAAGAUUAUUUGAAGCCCACACAUCUGACCUUCAUCCUGACCUCAGUGACCCUCUUGUCCAGGUCCAGUGUUGGUUCUGGUUACUGUCUGAGACUUUCUUUUAAAUCCAAGUUUAAACCACA